Molecule: messenger RNA, 1497 nt
Organism: Momordica charantia (bitter melon)
Lineage: Eukaryota; Viridiplantae; Streptophyta; Magnoliopsida; Cucurbitales; Cucurbitaceae
Source: RefSeq, a predicted model, not a curated record
UAUGGAUAGAAUUUAAGCACACGCCCCGUCCAUAAUUUCCAGGCUAUUCUAGCUCUCUUUUAUAUAAUUAGUCUAUUUAAUAGUUAAUUUUGUCUCCAUUAUUUCRUAAACUCCUUUUCCCUUGACUGAUCUCCAACCAACAAUUAUGAAACUUUCUUAAUCUAUCUCAUUAAUUAUCACCCACUCAUUUAAUCCUCUUUGGAAACUCUCCUUUGCAUACUAGAACUUCCCUCUCUCUCUCUCUCCCAUGUAAUUAACUUAACAAUCAUAGAAAAAACCAAAACCCAUUAGAAUAAUAUUAUCACCCACUCAUUUACCCACUACCCUUUUAGAAAACUCUGCCAUAUCAUAUCUUAUAAGAACUUCCCCAUCUCUCUCACCUCUUUCUUCAAAACUCUCCCAAAUCUCUCUCUCUCUCUCUCUCUCCCUCUCCUCAUGAAGCUCCAUGGCAAUGAGGUUCCCUCAGGGAAAAACUACACCCUCUACAAAACAUUGGGCAUAGUUUUCUCUCUAGUGAUUCUCACAGUGAUUCCACUCCUAUACAACCUUGUGAACUACUCUUUGUUUCUCCUCAACAGCUCAGCCAAGGAAGCUCCAUCCUCAUACUCAAGUGAUGAGAUUCAGCCAUUAAAUUUACAAGAGGAAUUAGAGGAGUGUGACAUUUUCACAGGAGAGUGGGUUCCAAACCCCAAUGCCCCAUAUUACACAAGCUCCUCAUGUUGGGCAAUCCAUGAGCACCAAAAUUGUAUGAAAUAUGGAAGGCCUGACGGGGGAUUCAUGCAGUGGAGAUGGAAGCCUGAUGACUGUGAACUCCCCAUUUUCAACCCUUCUCAGUUCCUUGAGCUUAUGAGAGACAAGUCUUUGGCUUUUGUUGGAGACUCUGUGGGGAGAAACCAAAUGCAGUCUUUGAUAUGCCUUCUUUCAAGGGUGGAAUACCCGAUAGACGUAUCCACGACAGCGGAUGAGAAUUUCAAGAGAUGGAAAUACACGAGCUACAACUUCACAAUGGCCAUUUUCUGGACGCCUCAUCUGGUGAAAGCCGCCAUGGGAGACUCCAACGGCCCCACUCAGACCGGCCUCUUCAACCUCUACUUGGACGAGCACGACCAAGAAUGGACCACGUAUGGACAUUUGGCUAGUGCGAAUGUGACAUUGUAUAAUGACUGUGUGCACUGGUGCUUGCCUGGCCCCAUUGAUGCCUGGAGUGAUUUCUUGCUUGAGAUGUUGAAGAUGGAGGGGAUCAGAUCGGCCAGAGAGAGGCUUCAAUUUGGAUAGAGAGAACAGAGGGGGAGAGUUUUCUUUUCAUUUUUUAUUAUUUUCUUAAUGGGGGGGUUUCAAAAUUCAUAUUUUGUUCUUCUUGUUAUGUGUUUUUGUAUAAUUAUACCAUUGUUGGUUUAAGUUGUGUGUAUAUUUUGUCUCUAAAGUUUAAUUAGACAUUGUCAAAGAAGAAGCAAUAAAAGCAUAAUUUAAGCAAACUUAAUUUGCUUCUUUUGGAAA